Diversispora eburnea is the source of this 1296-nucleotide messenger RNA. The record is from the annotation of a GenBank genome assembly. NCBI's taxonomy places the organism in Eukaryota, Fungi, Glomeromycota, Glomeromycetes, Diversisporales, Diversisporaceae.
AUGAAUCAUGAAAUUGGAAAAGAGAUCAACACCUUCGUAGAAUCUCAUAAACGACUUCUUGCAGUGCUUCGAGAACGUCAGAAACGUCGAAAAUUACUACUGGAAACUAAUGAAGAACUAAAAAUUUUUUUGAAUACAGAAAAAAAACGACGUAAAUCUCCAGUUUGCAAUAAAUCUAAGAAAAAUGAGAAAAGUGUCGGCAGAUCUUAUAAUAAUCUUUAUGGCGGCGUGGGAGGCGAAAUUUCUUCAAGUUUUUCACGAAGGGGAGAAGAACGGCUUAGGAAUCAAGAGGAGGUGGGAUCCCAAAUUAUCACCACGUCCAAAGUUGAUAAUACACAGGAGGGGGAGAAAACGAUUCGAAAUGAUUAUUGUCAAUAUUUUGUUGAUUCAGGACGUCGUCCCCAAAAUUUCAUUAGAGAUACUGAACUUUCACAACGCUUUGAUGAAUAUCCCAAAUUAAAAGAAUUGACCAAAUUGAAAAAUGCUUUGGUGAAAAGCAGAGCGACAUCCCCAACUUAUCUAAAAGCGGAUCUUAGGACAUUUGAUUUAAAAUCACUUGGAACCAAAUUCGAUGUCAUUUUGAUCGAUCCGCCUUUAGAAGAUCUCAAAAUUGAGGAUGUAGCCGCAACCCCUUCAUUUAUCUUUAUUUGGUCAGGUGAUGCAGAUGGCUUAGAUCGUGGUCGUCAAUUACUUCUUAAAUGGGGUUAUCGUAGAUGUGAAGAUAUUGUAUGGAUAAAAACCAAUAAGACUUGGGAGGGAAGUCGGUUUUUUGAGGAACGAUCUGUUUUUCAAAGAACAAAAGAACAUUGUAUAAUGGGUAUUAAGGGUACUGUUAGGCGAAGUACUGAUGGACAUUUUAUUCAUUGUAAUGUGGACACGGAUGUUAUUAUAUCAGAAGAACCAUCAUUUGGCAGUACACGUAAACCUGAAGAAUUGUAUCAUAUAAUAGAACAUUUUUGCCUUGGACGUAGACGACUGGAAUUAUUUGGAGAGGAUCACAAUAUACGUCCGGGAUGGCUUACUAUCGGAAAUGAAUUAUCAAGUUCUAAUUUUAAUGCAAAUACAUAUGCAUCAAAUUUAUCAGAACCAAAUGGAUACCUGCUUGGUUCAACGCCGGAAAUUGAGAAUUUGAGACCAAAGUCACCCCCACCUCGAGAUACUUCUACUCCUAAACUUGGUGUUGGCGUUCCUCCUCAAAUUCCUCAAAUAACUCCAUUUUCCACCCGAUGGAUUCCGCCCCCACCACCUCCACCUCAACAACCAAUGGAUAAUAAUAAUGUUUAUGGAAACUUAUGA